GCCCAGUUUUAUUGAAAAUAGUAGCAGAACUUCAUAUUCAAAGUAUGAAUUAUGUGUUUCAAGUGUCAAUAAACCAGUAAAUUAUAGCGAAACUAAUAUCCAAACAAAAACUAUUCAAGACAGCAAUUCCUUUGCUAUGUCCCUCGAUAUUAUGGUUCACAACCCCACUCUUAAUAAAGAAUCCAUUUCCAAUCAAGUACUCCACAAUGACGUGAAUAAAGAACUAGAAGAGCCUAAGUUGAGCCAUCAAGUUUGUCAGAACUUUGAAAAUGAAG
Acaulospora morrowiae is the source of this 275-nucleotide messenger RNA. NCBI's taxonomy places the organism in Eukaryota, Fungi, Glomeromycota, Glomeromycetes, Diversisporales, Acaulosporaceae. The record is from the annotation of a GenBank genome assembly.